UGAGCGGCAAUUCAGAAUGUCUGAGCAGAGAGAGGGAGGUCUGCUGCAACUUUUGGGAGAUCCUACCCCACCCAAGCACCAGCCCCGGCCCACUCCCCUUCCUCCUCACUCACAGCAGACACAACAGUUCAACAGGCAUGGACAUCAACUCACCCAGGACUGGCUCACAUCUACUGUCCAGUCCACUUCACCGGACAAUCCAAACCACCCAGAGACCACCAGGAACUCUCUUCUGGAGCAGACACAAGCUUUCUCAGCCCACAGCCCCUCGCCACAGAGGUCUCUCACUCCUGAUCUACAAUUGCCUGUGGUUACGGAUGCCAGCAUUCUCAACCUAACAUCUCUCAGCAGGGGCAGGGGCUUGCAAGAGGUCAGUGAACAGCUCUUUGGGAACAUCAAGAAGAAGUAUGGCAGAAAGGAGUCCCAGAAGGUGCUGGCUAAUCCUCAGAGUGGAGAAAUCUCUUGGGAAAAGCAGCCAGAGAAAGACAGCCCUGCUCAUUCGGAGGAGAGGUUGAAAUACCGGCAUGAAGAAACAAGUGAACAGUAUCCAGAGGAGAGAGAGGAGGGGAAUCGCGUGACAGAAGAAAGUAAAGGAAGAAAGAGACGGUGGAAACCUUCUUUUGACGAAUCUUUUCCCACAGAGUCAUCACAUCAACGGCACGAUAGUGAUUCUACUGAGAAACAUCAAAACGGGCCACCUGAACCAAAAGUGGCACACAAGAACGACCCCCAAAAGAAUGAGAUGCAUUUCUCAAGUCACAGGGAUGGAAGUAGUGAUAGAUCUGAGAAAGACAGAUCAGAUAAAAGUGAUAAAAGAGAGAAGGGAGAGAGGAGAGAUACUCAUGACCCAGAUCUAAACAAAUUUAAGAAAAAUCCAGUGGGACGUCCUAAGACUAGCACUGACCCUCUUAAGCAUAGAGAACCCACGCACAUUAAUAUGAGCAAAACUAGUCCGUCUACAACUCCGAGACUCCCAAGUCCACACCCCAUUUCUAGUCCAAGAGCUAGCAUGAGUCCCAUUCCAAGCCCCAAACCUCGAUCUAACAGUAGUCCAAGCCCUAGCCACAGCAUCACCUCUACAGGCAGCUCCAAACCAACCAAAAGCAAGGACAGGUGGUCUUAUCUGAAGGCUAUGAAACACACAAGUCUCAUAUCACCCCAACGAGACAACAAGUCCAGCCCUUCACCUUUUGCAGACCCCCCUUCGCCUUUCCCCAUCACCCCAUCGAGUCCUCUGUACACCAACACCGACAGCCUGACCGUCCACACGCCAAUCAAGAGGAAGAGAGGGCGCCCCAAGAAGCAGCCACUUUUGACCGUGGAAACCAUUCAUGAAGGGACCUCCAACUCACCUCCGAGCCCGCUCUCCCAGGACUCCACUGCAACUCUCAGUCGCAAUAGGAAGACGCACACAUUAAAUUCAUUAGUCCAUGUGGCUAGCUCUAAACGUGGCAGAGGGCAUCGUCCAGUGAGUAGAGUCAAGCUUGGGAAAAUGCAAAGUAUCCUAAAUGAGAUUCUGACUGGGUCUAGUCAGGGUGGUCCUCUGAGUUUGAAAUCUGCAUCAGCUCCAGUCAGCACGGCGAUGACAGCAGUGGCAUCAACAAUAGAGGCGCGGCUCGGAAAGCAGAUCAACGUUAGCAAGAGAGGAACAAUCUACAUCGGCAAAAAAAGAGGGAGAAAGCCACGAGCUGAAACCCAAGAUUCAAAAUCAUCCACCAAGGAGCGAAGUUUGUUUUCUGGUCUCCAUGAGAGUGCAGUGCCUUCCACCACCUCCUCUCCUUCACUAAGGGCUGAUGCCUCCAUGCCCAGUCUACAGCCUAUUUCUGCGUUACCCUCCAAGCCGCUGGGACGGGGUUUCCUCUCUGCAGGAUGGAAGUUGUCUCCCCCACGUCUUCUGGCUAAUUCACCAUCACAUCUUUCAGAAGGGGCAUCUGUGAAGGAGGCAACCUUAUCCCCCAUCAGCGAGUCCCACAGCGAGGAGACCAUCCCUAGUGACAGUGGGAUUGGUACUGACAACAACAGCACAUCAGACCAAGCGGAGAAGGGGCCUGCCUCACGGCGCAGGUAUUCCUUUGAUCUUUGUGGAUAUGAGACUCCUGAGGCAGCAGCUCUUGAAGCCUCCAGCCGAGGUCGUAGGACACACUGUGAGCGGCAGGUGACUUCAGUGGAUAACUUCCUUUCACAGCAGGAGAAGAAACAGAAACAUCACCGAAGAAAGAGGAAGUGUUUACAGACCCGUGAUCAUCUGCACUUUCUGGCUGAAUUAGAAGAGGUGGUCUUAAAGCUACAGCAGUUAAGAGUAUCUCACCGGCGAUACACUUGCUACCCACAGCAUCCAUAUCCCUCCAUAUUCCGCCUAAACUUCCACCAUUUCUACCCCAUGACAUAUGACUCCUAUCCCUGUGAGCCCAGCCCCUACAUGCGUCGCAGUGUUGAGUUGAAGGCAAAAAGGAGACGAGGUCGUCCAGCCAAAGCCAGCGAGCCAAUCACAUCAAAGCUGCCUUUUGUACAAGGAUAUGGCUAUCCCUUAGCAGGAGGCAAUUACUAUGCAGCGCCCUAUGCCAUGCCUUAUGCUCCCCCUCUGGGUCUGGGAUAUUUCCCUCCUGCUCCACCAUUUUACCUGCCCCACCCCUCGCUAGGACCAGCACCUUCCUCGCCCUUCAUGAGGCCAGCUGUCCCCCCUCCCAAGGCCUACCAUUCUGCAGCUCACGCAAAUCUCCAGCCGGGCACCAAGCUCCAUGGAGCCAGUGGCUCAAUGCAGGGGGCUUCAGUGAGAGCAGAGAGCCUGGCCAAUAGCAAUGCAGGUGGUCUUCGCCUUCACAAGAGGAAACACAAGCACAAACAUAAGCACAAAGAUGAGCCGCUGCUGUCUCCACGGGACCACCAGGAUCUGGGAGGACUCUUCAGUGGGGCCAAAGCGAAUGCACGCCUGAGCAUGAUGACAGAGAGGAGAGACUUCAGUCAGGCCUCGUCCAAGCCUCUAGAAAAGCAGAAGAACACUGGACGUGCACCAAGCUUAGGGAUAUUCGGGGAGGACCCAAAUCAGCAGCCUUCUCACUCUCUCUCUGACAACCAGCUCACUCUGCGUCAAACUGGACAGCGAAUCAAAAGCUUCUUGAACAGCUACACUAGUGAGUCGCAGCGGCCAGAGCCUGGUUAUGACCUGUUUCUGGGGGCACAGGAGGAAGGCAACGGACGAGGCAAAAAGUCAAGUAUGUUUGGAGAUCAAGGCCUCAUGUCGUUUCAUACUGCAGGUCAGCAGCCUGGACAAAGCAAGUGUCCCAGCCCCUCACUUACAGGUGCUGCUGGUAAGCGAAGAUACAAGCGCCGUGAAGUGGAGCAGAUCCAGAAUAAUGUAAGAAGGAUGCAUUCACUGAACUUUGAGCAUGUGCAGAAGAUUCUGCGUGCCAAGCGCCUGCAGCGCCAAGCCAAAACAGGAAACAAUGUCAUCAAGAGGCGACCAGGACGACCAAGAAAGCAGCCUGUGGAGUGUGUGGUGGCCAGCGGGCUGGAGCAAGGCUUGGACUUGUUGUCUGAUAGAAGAGCUGAUGGGAGGACUCUGGGGAUGCCGGUGCUGGAGAGGUGUGAUGACCUGCCAGGCAGACAGAGUGUCAGGCCCAGUCUGACCCCUGAGGCUCUGGAGUUCUCCAAUCAUGACUCUAUCGCAGCCACAAUAGAGACUGUGGUUCAUCAGGCCACUUCUGUGCCUCCAGCUAAAGGUGGGAAACGCAGGGGCAGGCCCCAUAGCAGGGACGACUUAUGGGCUCCCUCCAGUCAGUAAUUUGACAAGAGACAAGGACUGUCUGAAUCCUCUGAGCACAGGGAGAGAAGUCAGAUGCAGUGCCCUUAUUCUGGGACUUCUUGGUGCACUUUGAUUAGAUAGGAAGAAGGGACACUCAUUGUGCCAUUCCUGUAUUUGCUACAUUCAAACCAGACAUGAGCCUUUUACGUUUCCUCUGAUCUUUAUUUAACAUGGCACUAUAUGGUACUCUUUGAUACUGAUCCAAUGCUAUAGAAAUCUAUGUGUACUUGGUCCUGAUAGGGUAGGAUAAUAACGUAAUUCUUAUGUUUGUGACAUGGUGAUGUGUAUGGUCCUUUAUGAUGCUAUAUCUGAAUGUGGCUUCAGCCAUAUAUUUACCAGCAGGGGGAUGGGGAAGUUGUAUUAAACUGUGCAUCUCUGCUUAUCUUUGCCUUUCUAUGAAAGUUUGUCAAAGAUUUGUAUUACAGCAGUAUUAAAGCCACCUUAUCCAUUGACUUGGCCCCCUCUAUAUAUUUUGUUGUUUCUGUUAAAGGCAGAAGAUUUUUAAACCUCAUCUUUUAUAGCUGAUGUCUUUCGACAAACCUUGUUUGUUUUAUUCUUCCAUGCUCGGGCCUCUCUGGCAGUGAAUUAAAGGCAAUAUGGUGGAAGAGAUUGUUGAGACUGUACAUAGAAACUACUUUUGCCUGCCGUGUACAAUGGAAAACCAGCUUAUAGACAUGUACUGGCAUAAAAUAUGUCAAAUAGAUCUGUUGUACUAUAGACAAUGAAAGAUGUGUAUUGUUUUAUAACCAAAACCAGACAUGGGUGUGACUCAAAACAAGUUUGUUUUCAGACUGAACCACAUAGUCAUUCAUACGUUUCAUUACUGUGUACUGUAUAUAUCCAGGGGGCAUUACAGUAUAAAAGUGAAUCAGGUGUAUUCUUGGACAACCUUAAAAUUGGUUUAAUGCACUAUUGAACAUACCCUUGCAUCAAUCAAAUGCAGCACUUACAUGCUAGUCCCAGCCUUAUGUUUGAUCCUGUGAUGGUGAACCAUUACAGAGAGCAUGCAUUAUUUUAAUCAAAUUGUAUAUGCAGGCUACGCAGCCAAAAGCGACAAAGCAACGCCCUGAUCCAAAUAGGGGCUCCCUCUCAUUGUUUUGAAAAGUAAAUCCCUGUUUUUCUAUUUAACACAUCCAGAGUAGUAGGUUUAGAAACCAAAGUAACAGAAUUCAGUUUAAGAAUGUGUUUUGUUAUAUUGAUUACUGUGUCACUGGCACCAAUAAAAAGCAUUCCUAUGUGAACUCAGAAUGUAGCUAUCCUGGAUGUUCAUGUUGACAUUAUGCUUCACUCAUCUUUACAGUGUUUGUGGCACAUAAUAGUGCUUGUCUUUUCUUCAAAAUAUUAUUUCAUUAAAGAAGCAAGCAUAGUCUGUUUGGUGGGAAUAUUUCAGUUUCAGCGAUUCAACUUGUGCCUUAUGUUUUUCUUUCAAUGAUUUUAACCUAAAACAGUGUUAGUGUACCUGACCCAAAAUAUGAAUGUGUCUUAAUCUGUCACACAGAUCAUGCCACUGUCUCCCACUCUGAUGUUAUUGUAGAUCACAUACUUAGAUAUCACACCACUCAGCUUUAGGCCUCCUUCCAGCUGACUCAGUAUCAUCAGUCAUUGGACAGCUAAGUGCUGGGCAGAAUAGCAGCAGAUGAUGUUGCCAUGGAGAACACAUGCUCAUACAUUGUUGUUUGCUAUGCAUCAGGCCAUGCCUUGCAAUGACCUUAUAAGGAAAUUCAGUUCUGGGUCCACCCUUCAUCAUAAAAAGUGGUAUUUUCAUUCAUAUGGACAGAAUUGUGAAUACUAGUAAUAAUUUGUGCAGAAAGUGACUAUCAAUACAUGAACUAUAGUUACUGCAGCUCCAUGCAGUACAGCCUUAAGCAGAUGUAUCUCUAAGUAUUGAAGUGUUGUUGUUCUUAGUGUUAUUAAGUCCAUCUAGUAUGAAUGUUGGCUAAGCUUUGCUAGGCUCAGGCUAUUCCCUAACUCACCAGUCAUCUCUUCUCUUCUAAAAUCACUAUUGUGUUGCAGCAUUUAUUGGAGGUCAUUGGCACAGUCCUUGAAAAUUUACAUGAAACAAAAAUUAUAAUAAAAAACCUACAGGGGUAGUGAGGUAUUUGGAUAAUUAAGGAACACCAGUAAACAAAACAUGCAGCACCUAGAUUUUAGGUAGCAGAGGGAGGUGCAUAAUAAAGUCCUGUGUUUAGUCUGCAGUGGUUAAAGGAGACUAUGCUCCAUGAGUUUUAGGGACCUCUCACUUCGCAGCUCAGCCCUCUAUACACUGGCCUGUGAUAGGAGACUCGAAGAGCUAGGAGUCAAUUCUGUCUUGUCUGUCUUUUCUACCAGCCAAUGCUCCGGUGCCUUCUAACACUGACAAGUAUUGUCCAAACCCAGAGCUUUCACUUUACACAGAGACUACAGAUGCAUGAUGCAGUGAAGAGAGCUACUCUUGAGUUUAUCAGUCAGGCUGGGCCAGUGGCUCCAGGAGAAAUACAGAUGUAAUAAUAUGACUGCAUUAAGGGCAAGGCAGUAGUAUUUUCUCUAGAUCAUUGAGUGGGAUCCUCAUCAGCAGUUGUGUGUGUGGUCAUUCUCACAUCACCCAGAUCUAAGCUAUAAUGUUCAAAGCUGGAAAUGCAGACAAGUCUUUGAUGAAAACCAAUAAAUGUACUUAUUUUGAGCACAAAGACAGCUCUUCUAACUGUGUGGGCAUAUUUGAGUUUGUAUACAACCUACUAUAUUCAAACCUUUUCUAAAGUGGGUUUUCAUUAUUUGCAUGCUCAACCAGAUUGUAUGCAUAAAUAUUUUAGACAAGGCAAAAGUUGAAUUAAAAUUACAUUUGGAGCAGAUCUUGUACAUUGUUUGAUAUGUUUCUUUUUGUAAUGAAUUUUUUUAAUUCAUGAAGCAUUUUUGUACAUUGUAUUAAUAUUAAAAAACUGCAAAUAUUUGACAUAUAGAGUAAAUACUAGAUGCGCAUGCAUAUGCAUAUAUCCUUCAGGUAUGUAUGUGUAACUGUACACAUAUAUUUUGUAUUUGCAUUGGCCAGCAUACAGAUAUAUGUCUUAAGCACAUAUGUACAUGCAAUAUAUGUAUAUCCAUGUCUGCUGGCAUGCUUUUGGACAUGUUUAUGAUCUUGUAGGUUAUUUUCUGUAUUAUAAUUUCUCUUUCCUCAGAAAGAAAAGCUCAUUAUUUUGCUAACCUUAUGUUGGCUGGCAGCAUUGAGCACUUAUAAAGAAGAACUACGUCGAAGUUGUUCAUGUCAUCCAUUGUGUGAAAUAAUAAAUGACUUUAUUGACAGCU
This is a messenger RNA of Boleophthalmus pectinirostris (great blue-spotted mudskipper), 7081 nucleotides long. RefSeq names its product SET binding protein 1 (gene setbp1). The coding region runs from base 17 to 3781 and encodes 1254 amino acids. The transcript is spliced from 5 exons. Gene Ontology annotation, molecular function: DNA binding. NCBI's taxonomy places the organism in Eukaryota, Metazoa, Chordata, Actinopteri, Gobiiformes, Gobiidae. The record is from RefSeq and is a predicted model, not a curated record.